AUGGCCGUCACGAUGAGCUCGCAAGCAUCCUUUGUCACAGCUCGCGAAGCACCCGAGUCCACCACCUCUCAACCGUCCAGCGAACCACGCUCCCAAGCCGCUCAGUCAAUACCAGACACCCCUCUCCAACCACUUUACCGUCCUUCUAAGCCCCUAACCUAUGCCGUCCGCAGCCACAUAUCCGUGUACCUCGAAGGCUCAAUGUACCACGAAGCCUUUACCUUCCUGACACACCUCCUCAAUGCCGGCACUGAUAUCUCAACACCCCACAGGCUGUUUCCGGCCUCCAUCCCCCCGCCGCAGUACCUCGCCAUGGCGGCAACACUGGCCGUACACCCCUCGCUCACCACGCGUACCGAAGACCGAGAGAAGCAGAGCGCCGCCAACUCAGCACUCCGCUACCUCCGGCUCGCCAACCGCGUCGUCGGCCCCCUCAACUCCGACCUCAGCGCCGCCUUCGCCUUCACCGAGCCCGGAAGUCGCACAGCGCGACGGCGUCGAGGCAGAGGCGCGGGCCGAACCGAGAGCCCUGACGAGGGCAGCGAUAGCGGGGGCGCGAGUAUUAAGAGUAGGUAUGCGGAGAGAGACUCCGUCUUCGCGCGCGGCGGCGACUUCUGGCAGGUCGUCGGCUGGGCGUUCAACUGCUCCGUGCUGCAUCCACGCCGCUGGCAGCGGUGGAGUUUGUGGUUGGAGAUGGUGCUUGAGGUUCUGGAAGCGGAUCUGGAGGCGCGGAUCGCGAAUGUGGAGGAGGCCACGAACAGAGGGGUUGUUUCGGGGGCGGAAGACACGAUUAUACAGAGUUUGGUUGUGAGGUACAUUGAGGAUGCGGGACAGGGCAGGACGGCGUGGCGGCGUAUGAUGCGCGCGGUGCUGGCCGAUGGGAGCAAGAAGGCUGUUAGUGAGUUUGGGGAGGUGUGGGAGGGUGAGGCGAGGGAGCCGCGGAAGAUGGAGGAGAAGAAGGCCAGGGCGAGGGAGGUGGAUAUUGAGGGGGAUAAGUGGGGGGAUUAUGAUCUUAGUGAUGAGGAAGAUGAGGUUGUGAACGGGAACGAGUCACAUCUUCGGGUCAGAUCAUCAAGAAAUUCGACACGGCAUACGUCUGAUCAUUCCGAGCAAAGCGACUCCGAAGGGCUCAAUGAAGAAGAUGCGGUGAAAGAGAGCAGCUCGGAACAUCUACUAGGCGGCCUAGAUUCGAUUCUGCUACGGCAGCGCACCAUGGCUCUGCUCUCCAAAAUCUCCGAACUCCGCCCAAGCGCCCUAACCCACCAAGGCGAGCUCUUCGACGUCUUCACCGAAUUCCUACGCCCCCUCCCCCUUCCCACCUUCAGCACCAUCCUUACAACCUCCGCCCUCUCCCCCGCAACCCUCGCAUCCCUCUGCGCCAACCUCCUGCUCCCGCUCAUCACCACCGCACCUCCCAACUACAACACCCUCCUCCUCUGCCAACCCGACCUCGAGCGCUUCUUCCUCCCCGCGCCCGCGAACGGAAACAGCUACGUCGACAACGCGAAAGUGUCGCUGCUGCUGCAGACAAUUGUGGUGCAGAUGUUCGCGAGCGGGAGGAUUGUCCCCACAGAGGCGUUUGGGGCGGCGGUUGAGGAGGGGGUUAGGGCGAGGAGGGAGAAGGCGAUUGGGGAUGCUAGGAAGAGGGGGAAGGGGAGGGAGGGGGAGGAGAAGGAGGCGAGGGGGGUGUUGGAGGGGAGUGAGAGGUUGUUGAUGGUUGUGCUUGAGGUUGUGGAGUCAGCCGCAGGAAUCAAACGCAACCGACCACCCCCUUUCGAUCCCUCGGACUCAGACUCGCCUCUUUCGUCAGUCCCACAGCUAUCGUUACCGUCGCAGUCGUCUUCUCUCUCAUCUGUUAUAAGCGAGCUCGAGGAUGAGGACGACGACGAAGAUAUGCUAGAUGAGAUCACAGUCAGGGUACCUGGUUUGUGA
Molecule: messenger RNA, 1932 nt
Organism: Coniosporium apollinis CBS 100218
Lineage: Eukaryota; Fungi; Ascomycota; Dothideomycetes
Exons: 4
Coding region: 1-1932 (643 amino acids)
Source: RefSeq, a predicted model, not a curated record